AUGGUUGGCACAGCGGUGGCCCUAUCAAAUGCACUCGGACUCAAUAGAGACCCCUCGAGCUGGGCUAUAUCCUCGUCGGAAAAGAGCCUCCGCAUUCGAAUAUGGUGGCUUGUUAUCUUACAUGACCGAUGGUGUAGUCUGGCAUAUGGAACCCCCUUACAAGUGCAUCGAGCACAAUACAAUGUCCCCUUCCCAUCAGUCAACGAUAUUUGCUCCGAAAAUGCCUCGCCAUACCAGAGAUCGGCCGCUUCGAUUUUUGUUGCUUUGGUAUCCUUGACGGACGUUCUUGCACGCUACUUGGAAUGUGUAUUUCAUGUAGCGGAGGACCCACCUGCCUCUGAACCGUCUGCUACAUAUUUAGAGCAAAUUCUCAACAACUGGGAAGAAUCUUUGAGUGAUGAUGUUCGUCGAAUCGUUCUUCGAGGAACAUGCUUAGAUGAGCCGGGGGCGGCCAACUUCCGACUCAGCUAUUUGGCGGUUAAACUGCUCCUCCGACGCAUUCAGUUGGAUCUCAAGAAGAGCUCGGCUCAAAUCGAAGACGAUACUGCCUCACCAUUCUACAUUCUUGCUCAGCGGUCCGCUGAAGAAGUUGCUUUUCUCAUGCAGGAGCUAGAAGAAGCCCAACUUCAUGGAUUCUGGAUACCAGUGCAUGCAUUUUCGAUUACAUCGGCUACUAUGUUCCUAAUUCGGAGUGGUCUUCGAUUAAAAGGCCAGAACCGGAACAGACUGCUCAAUAUUGCACAAGGCAUGAUCAAUACUCUUCGAGCCCAUCGUGAAUCGUUUGAUUGGGAUCUAGGUGACCACUGUCUAGCCCAAUGCAGUGAAUUAGUUGAGAGGAUUCACGCGAAAAAUGUACAAGCAGAAAAUGGUACCUCCACGUCAGGUCUGCUGGAUAUUUCUGAGAACCUAGACCUGGAUCCGAUUAUUUUGGAAGAACUGUUCGGAGUUUCGAGUGGUUUGGAAGGGCUUUUCGGCGAGAUUUCAUAG
Molecule: messenger RNA, 987 nt
Organism: Penicillium macrosclerotiorum
Lineage: Eukaryota; Fungi; Ascomycota; Eurotiomycetes; Eurotiales; Aspergillaceae
Product: fungal specific transcription factor domain-containing protein
Exons: 1
Coding region: 1-987 (328 amino acids)
Biological process (GO): DNA-templated transcription
Cellular component (GO): nucleus
Molecular function (GO): zinc ion binding; DNA binding
Source: RefSeq, a predicted model, not a curated record